Polypterus senegalus (gray bichir) is the source of this 1584-nucleotide messenger RNA. It is a transcript of the gene foxd3, whose product is annotated as forkhead box D3. Lineage: Eukaryota; Metazoa; Chordata; Cladistia; Polypteriformes; Polypteridae. Bases 431 to 1561 code for a protein of 376 amino acids. Gene Ontology annotation, molecular function: DNA-binding transcription factor activity, RNA polymerase II-specific; RNA polymerase II cis-regulatory region sequence-specific DNA binding. The record is from RefSeq and is a predicted model, not a curated record. Gene Ontology annotation, biological process: cell differentiation; regulation of transcription by RNA polymerase II; anatomical structure morphogenesis. The transcript has a single exon.
GGCAGCGAGUAGUUUUUGCUGUUGUCCCUUUUGUUGACAAACCUCUCGGAUAACUCGAGUGUUCACGGUUUGACAGCGGGGGAGCUGACGUCACGCCGUCACGUGACACGCGUGGUAGUAUAUCUUUAACUGAAAAAGUAAUCUAUCAGGCAGUCCUUAAAAGCGGCUUUCCAACGGCGGCGACAACUUUUUUUUUCGCCCCUACUCCACGCUCUAAAAUAUUUGGAAUGUAUGUUUGUUUUGGGCUUUUUGGCAUGAGAGUAUAGCGCCACAAAAGAAGUAUUAAUUAACAGCGUUAAAGUUGAAGGGAAGUUUUCAUCGCUGGCUGCGCUAAGCCGCUAAAAUAGAGCUGGUGGUGUGUCCACCUCUGCCUGGAACUGGACGCGUUUACUUACUCACCUUUGGUUGUGCUUCAGUAAAAACGGCUGUGAUGACCCUCUCUGGCAGCAGCAGCAGUAGCAGUAGCAGCGCCGACAUGUCCGGUCAGACGGUCCUUACCGCCGAAGAUGUGGACAUCGAUGUGGUGGGAGAAGGAGAUGAAGCCUUGGACCGAGACAGCGACUGUGAAAGCCACGAUCGCGGCGACGAGGUGGAGGAGGUGGCGAUUAAAGAGCUGGCAGGGAGCCCUUCCUGUGAGGGUAGCGGCAUUGAAGGAGACUCCAAAGCAGAUGGGCACCAGGACGGCACUUCGGGGCCCCUGCAAAACAAACCUAAGAACAGCCUGGUAAAACCGCCUUACUCUUAUAUAGCUCUCAUCACCAUGGCCAUCCUGCAAAGUCCACAGAAAAAACUGACCCUUAGUGGCAUCUGCGAGUUCAUCAGCAACCGCUUUCCUUAUUACAGAGAGAAGUUCCCCGCCUGGCAAAACUCCAUCAGGCACAACCUAUCCCUGAAUGACUGCUUCGUAAAGAUCCCCCGGGAACCCGGCAAUCCUGGAAAGGGCAACUACUGGACCCUGGACCCCCAGUCCGAAGACAUGUUUGACAACGGCAGCUUUCUUCGGCGGAGAAAAAGGUUCAAGCGGCACCCCCAGCAGGACGUACUGCGAGACCAGACUGCGCUGAUGAUGCAGAGUUUCGGGGCUUACAGCCUGGGCAGCCCGUAUGGGCGUCACUACGGCAUUCACCCGGCGGCUUACACCCACCCGGCAGCCUUACAGUAUCCCUACAUCCCCCCGGUCGGCCCUAUGCUCCCUCCUGCGGUCCCACUAUUGCCAUCGGCGGAGCUCAACAGAAAGGCUUUUAACUCCCAGCUGAGCCCCGGCCUUCAGCUGCAGCUCAACAGCCUGAGCACCUCGUCGCUAAUCAAAUCGGAGCCGUCCAGCAGACAUUCGUUCAGUAUAGAGAACAUCAUUGGAGUGGCCAGCACAUCGUCUAGCGCACAAACUUUUCUGCGACCCCCGGUGACUGUUCAGUCCGCCCUGCUAAGUGCACAGCCGCUGUCAUUAAGCCGGACCUCUGCGGCCAUUGCCCCCAUCAUCAGCGUCCCGACCAAUAUCAUCUCUGGACAGUUUCUGCCCUCUGCUUCCACGGCAGCGGUCUCCAAGUGGCCGUCCCAAUGACACCGCGCUGAUGUCGUUCAAAA